Ficedula albicollis (Collared flycatcher) is the source of this 1235-nucleotide messenger RNA. Its product is annotated as aquaporin-2. Gene Ontology annotation, molecular function: water channel activity. NCBI's taxonomy places the organism in Eukaryota, Metazoa, Chordata, Aves, Passeriformes, Muscicapidae. Gene Ontology annotation, cellular component: plasma membrane; apical plasma membrane. The transcript is spliced from 4 exons. Gene Ontology annotation, biological process: transmembrane transport. The coding region runs from base 49 to 798 and encodes 249 amino acids. The record is from RefSeq and is a predicted model, not a curated record.
GGGGACAGAGCAGCAGGAGCAGCGGGACAGGGCGCUGGGGCCGGCAGCAUGUGGGAGCUGCGCUCCAUCGCCUUCACCAGGGCCGUCCUCGCCGAGUUCUUGGCCACCCUGCUCUUCGUCCUGCUCGGGCUGGGCUCGGCGCUGAGCUGGCCGUCGGCGCCGGCGCCCGGCGCGCUGCAGGUCGCGCUGGCCUUCGGGCUGGCCAUCGGCACGCUGGUGCAGGCCCUGGGCCACGUCAGCGGCGCGCACAUCAACCCGGCCGUGACGGGGCAUCCCCCAUAUCCCCCAUCCCCUCACAGAACUCAGGCCUGGAAGGUGUUUUUCCUCCCGUUCCAGCUGCACAAUGAGACCACGACGGGGCAGGCGGUGACGGUGGAGCUGUUCCUCACCUUCCAGCUGGUGCUGUGUGUCUUUGCCUCCACAGACGAGCGCCGGGAGGACAACCUGGGCUCCCCUGCCCUCUCCAUCGGCCUCUCCGUGGCCGUGGGGCACCUCCUCGGGAUCCGUUACACCGGCUGCUCCAUGAACCCCGCCAGGUCCUUCGCCCCCGCUGUCAUCGUCGGAGACUUCAGCGACCACUGGGUGUUCUGGGUGGGCCCCCUGAUCGGGGCAGCCGCAGCUUCCAUCCUCUACAACUACGUGCUGUUCCCGCAGGCCAAGUCGCUCUCGGAGCGCCUGGCCAUCCUCAAGGGCUGCGAGCCCGAGCCCGACUGGAGCGAGCGCGAGGCGCGGCGCCGCCAGUCCGUGGAGCUGCACUCCCCCCAGACCCUGCCCAGGGGCAUGUCCGAGAAGGUGUAGCCAGACCCCCCUGCGCCCGGGGGGGCUGCAAACCUCUGGCGCGGUUUGGCCAGAGGAGCAUCUCGCCUCUGCCGCUGUCCCUUCGCUCCUCCCGGGGCGCUGGCGCCGGCUCCUCUCCUGGGGAUGCUGUGCUGGCCCCGCUCACCUCCCGUCCCAGCUCUCCCCACGCCCGGGGGGUUUCUGAUCUGGGGGAGAGCCAGUAAACCCCGACCCCGCAGGAACAAGGGAUCUCCCCAGGAUUCCCCCUUCCACGUCCCCCUGGCAGGACACGGAGCUUGGCUGGGGCUGCUCCCUCCCGGGGAGCUCCGAGGAGCCUGAGGAGUGUUCGUACCCUGGCUGUGGAGGUUUUCACCCCGUGGCUCACUGCUGCUGCACUCUGCUCCCGUCUCCGGUCCCUGCUCGGUUCCUGGCUCACACACGGAGCAGGGACAGGAGCA